Micropterus salmoides (largemouth bass) is the source of this 1399-nucleotide messenger RNA. RefSeq lists its product as uncharacterized. The coding region runs from base 499 to 1272 and encodes 257 amino acids. The record is from RefSeq and is a predicted model, not a curated record. Lineage: Eukaryota; Metazoa; Chordata; Actinopteri; Centrarchiformes; Centrarchidae. The transcript has 6 exons.
GAAGGCAAGUAUUCCUAUUUGAAGGCUCCGGGUCGGAUUUUCCGCGAAAUCCAGUGACUGACACCUGCAUGCGCGCUCCCGAGGCUCUCGCUGUGUCUAGUGACUUUGCACUGAGCAGCGACGACACUGCAACUUAUGACAUGGAGUCUGCUAACACUAAGAAACGACCUGCUCCCAGCACAACACAGACUCCAACACAAACUCCACAUAAGGAUAAAAAAACAAAAAAAAGUUUUAUCUGCUGAAGCUCGUCAGGCCUAAUGUGAAUCGGAUCGACUUCGGACGAAAACACGGAUCAACAUAGGCAGGGCUUUUGAAUCAUGGAGAAACCUCCUCUUUGUUUUGGGUAUAAAAACAGACCCAGAGUUGGCUUUCAUCCUAUUGGACAGAAAUCGCCAGGCGAGGACAAAUGGAAGAGGUCCCGUUGAUCAAUAUGGAUGUGUCCGAUGGGCACCUCAAGAACUCCCCUCAGGGGAGACUGAUGAAACCCUACAAGAGAUGAAGACUCAGAUGCAGCAGCUAUAUGCCCAGGAAGGAAUGUCAGGCAUGGAGAGAGGAGCGCUUCAGAGAUGGCUUCAGAGAACCUACAUUCUCCAGCGUUGUGAUCUCAAUGCUGACCCUCCACACAGCGUCUCAAAAACUAAGGAUGACUGGCCCUUUCUCUUCUCCUUGAAGGGCCUGUUCUCGCAUUUCAGUGAACUGACCGGAAUUCCAAUCCAGGAGAAGCUGCCAGCUGCCAUAGACAACAGGAGUCAGAACAUCAUAGAGUACUUCCAACAGCAGAAGACACCAGGAGUGGGGAAGGUUCUGGAAGCCUACGAUGAAGAGAGUGGCAACAAAGCUAUCUGCACCAUUAUGUGCCUGCUUGCUCACUUCAAGGAGGGGGAUGGUAUCUUCCUUACGGCUGAUCCCUCUGCUACGGCUGCUGAUAUUGAGAGAGCUGUCACUCUGCCAAGCACACCUCGAUUAGUUGUACCAGGAGAGAUACUGCGCGGUGCAGAUAUGUGGGUUAUGUCCAUGGAAGGAGCAUGUGUGAUGGGGCCCCACAGCAACCUCCUGCAUGGAUUGGCAGCAGUCUUCGCUGCCUACUAUGUCUUCAACUUGCAAUAUCCGGCAGAAGCCGCAAGCACACUUGAAUUCAUUCAGAGAGCCUUUUGCAGCAUAAAUCCCCAGACGGGCAGCAAGGCAGAGAAAAGGCGAGGGCUGAAUGCACCAGUUUGCACACUUUUGAGGAAACUGCUGGAUUUUGAAUUGGUGGGCAGGGGAAAUUAGAGGACAUUAGUGGGCAGGGGACAUUGGGGACAUUAGUAUGUUUGACAACUCAUGUUCAACCAGUUUGGUACACUAAUAGUUUGUGCAUUGUGCACUCUGUUUUUUAAGAGAAAAUAAAAAUAUAUAU